AUGCAACAGCAUGAGGCGGCGAUGCAGCGCCAAGAAGCCUCUCUUGAGCAGCAGAACUUCAUGAUGCAGCAGAUGGAAGCUGCUAGGCAGGCUGCUGAGGACGCACAGAGGCAGCAUGUGGAUGCUCUCCGUCAGUUAGGGGAGAAUGCUGCUGGUGCACCGAUGUAUGGUCCUCAUCCCCAACCUCCACCCCCUGAAUGGAGUUUGGAAGAUUUCUUAAAGCACCAACCUGCCAAGUUUGAUGGCAAGAAGAGUCCCGAUCAGGCGGACCAAUGGAUGAAGGACAUGGAGCGCAUCUUUGAUGCCAAGAGGUGCCCGGAUGAAAGCAGGCUUGCUUUCACUGUCUACAUGCUCACUGGAGAGGCUGAGCAUUGGUGGGCCAGCAUGAAGCUGGUGAUGGAAGAGAAGCAUGAGGACAUCACGUGGAGAGCCUUCAAGAGGAGGUUCUUGUCUGAGUAUUUCCCUGAUAGCGUGAGGUACGCUAAGGAGGUAGAAUUCCUCCAGCUGACGCAGGGAAACAAGUCAGUGGCCGAGUAUGCCGAGUAUGCCGAGCAGUUCAAGCAUCUGGGACGUUUCUACACCAUGCCACUAGAUGAGGAGUGGCGUUGCAGGAAGUUUGAGAAUGGUCUCAGAGGAGACAUUCGGUUGAUGGUGGCCCCGCUGUCCAUCAAGGACUUUGCGGCCUUAGUGGAAAAGGCCAGGGUCAUGGAGCGCAUGAAGGUAGAAGUGGAAGCUCAGCAGCAGCCACAACAGAGAGUUAGCGGACCAUCUGGGUCCAGGCCACGAGUUGAAGAAAGGAGGAAGCCUUAUGCUAGACCCCAUCCACAGCCACAGGGAUCUGGAGGUUUCUCUUCCCCGCCCGGCAGGAUACAGUGUUACCAUUGCGGAGGACCGCAUGCGAAGAAUUUCUGCCCACAACUUCCAGGUUUCCGCAGAUGCAACCUAUGUGGCAGGGUAGGCCACUUCGGCAAGGAUUGUCCUUCUAGGAGAGGGGCAGUAGCACGACCCUCACCACAGACUCCGAGCCAGACGUCUGGUCAGACUCAGCAGAGAGGAGGAGGCAGCAGGCCUCAGGCUACAGGCAGGGUUUUUGCUAUGACCGGGUCAGAGGCAGCAGGUUCAGGUAACCUAGUUACUGGUUGUUGUGUGAUAUCUGGAAAAUCUUGUUGCGUGCUUUUUGAUUCUGGAGCGACACACUCAUUUGUGUCAGAGUCUUGUGUGCGGGAGUUGGGUCUGUCGGUGUGUGAGCUACAAUUUGAUCUCGUGGUAUCGACUCCGGCAUCUGGGUUAGUUAGGACUUCUUCAAUGUGUUCUAGAUGUUCAGUUGAGGUAGAGGGACGCGUAUACAAAGUCAAUCUUAUAUGCCUCCCUCUGCAAGGGCUUGACGUGAUCUUGGGAAUGGAUUGGCUCUCUGCCAAUCACGUUCUCAUCGACUGCCGGGAGAAGAAGCUGUUGUUCUCAAACUCAGAGGAGCCUGAGUUGUUGUCUUCUAAUGAGGUUAUGAAGGAAAUUCAGAGCGGCGCGCAGUGUUAUAUGGUCUUUGCCAGGAUGGAAGUUGAGAAAGAGGAGAGGAUAACAGUAAUACCGGUGGUCAGGGACUUUGAGGAUGUGUUCCCUGAAGAGGUACCGGGUUUACCCCCUAGGAGAGAAGUUGAGUUCUCCAUAGACUUGGUACCAGGAGCCGGUCCUGUGUCGAUAGCUCCUUACCGUAUGGCGCCAGCAGAGUUGGUGGAGUUGAAGAAGCAGAUAGAGGAAUUGCUAGAGAAACAGUUUAUACGGCCGAGUGCUUCACCGUGGGGAGCGCCUGUUUUGCUUGUGAAGAAGAAGGACGGUAGCUCCAGGUUGUGUGUGGAUUAUAGGCAGCUGAACAAGCUGACUAUCAAGAAUAAGUACCCCUUGCCAAGAAUAGAUGAUUUGAUGGAUCAGCUUCAUGGGGCAUCUGUGUUCUCCAAGAUUGAUCUUCGGUCAGGUUAUCAUCAGAUUCUGGUGAAGGCAGAAGAUGUUGAGAAAACUGCUUUCAGAUCCAGAUACGGGCAUUAUGAGUAUGUGGUCAUGCCAUUCGGUGUGACUAAUGCCCCGGCCUUGUUCAUGGACUACAUGAACCGGAUCUUCCGUCCGUUUCUAGAUAAGUUUGUCGUAGUCUUCAUAGACGACAUUCUCAUCUACUCCAGGACGCAUGAGGAACAUGCCGAGCAUCUGAGGAUAGUGCUUGGUAUCUUGAGGGAGAAACAACUGUUUGCCAAGUUGUCAAAGUGCGACUUCUGGAUGAGAGAGGUGCAGUUCUUGGGGCACGUUAUAUCAGCUCAGGGUAUAGCUGUGGAUCCAGCUAAGGUAGAGGCCGUGAUACAGUGGGAGUGUCCCAAGUCGGUGACUGAGAUUCGAAGUUUCGUGGGUUUAGCUGGCUACUACAGGAGAUUUAUAGAGGGGUUCUCCAAGAUAGUGGCACCCUUGACACAGCUAACCAGGAAAGACCAACCAUUUGCAUGGACUGAUAGAUGUGAAGAGAGCUUCAGAGAGCUUAAGCAGAGGUUGACGAGUACUCCAGUUCUGAUAAUUCUGGAUGUGAGUAAACCCUUUGAGGUGUAUUGUGAUGCCUCUCAUCAGGGCCUUGGGUGUGUUUUGAUGCAAGAGAGGAAGGUGGUGGCUUAUGCUUCUAGACAGUUGAAGGACUACGACUUCGAGCUUCUCUAUCAUCCAGGGAAAGCGAAUGUGGUGGCAGACGCACUGAGCAGGAAGACCGUGCAUGUGGCACACUUGAUGAUGAAGGAGUUGGAGUUGCUUGAGAGUUUCAGAGACAUGAAGCUACAGUUUGAGUUGGAACCGGAAUUCAUUAGGUGUAGCACCUUGGUUAUAUCUAGUGACUUCUUGGGCUUAAUCAGGGAGAGACAAGCAACGGAUGUUAGUCUACAGAAGGUAAAAGAGUUGCUGGGGACGAAUCAGUCCAAGGAGUUUGCCUUGGGCAGUGACGGUGUGUUGAGGUUCAGAGGCAGAGACCUCAAGGAGAACUUUUGGUGGCAGGGCAUGAAAAAGGAAGUGGCACAGUUCGUAGCGGCCUGUUUGACUUGUCAAAAGGCUAAGGUGGAGCAUCAGAAACCCGGUGGAACGCUUCAACCUUUGGACAUUCCGGUGUGGAAGUGGGAUAGCAUAGCCAUGGAUUUUGUUAUCCACUUGCCUCGCACCAUGAGGGGUCAUGAUGCUAUAUGGGUGGUGGUGGAUCGGUUAACGAAGAGUGCUCACUUCUUGACUGUGAAUCUCAGGAUGUCUAUGACCAAGUUGGCUCAGCUCUACAUCCGAGAGAUAGUGAGACUUCAUGGAGUGCCUAGUAGCAUAGUGUCUGACAGAGACCCCCGGUUCACUUCCAGUUGGGAUGAGGUGUUACCGCUGGUGGAGUUUACCUAUAACAACAGUUACCAGGCGAGUAUAGGGAUGGCACCUUAUGAGGCUUUGUAUGGGAGGAGGUGUAGGACUCCUUUAUGUUGGUACCAGGACGGUGAGUCGGUUUUGGUAGGACCUGAGUUGUUGCAACAGACCACAGAGAAGGUGCAGUUGGUGAGAGACAGGUUGCAAGCAUCCCAGAGUCGGCAGAAGGCAUAUGCUGAUAGGAGGAGAAGACCCCUAGAGUUUAAGGCUGGGGAGCAUAUCUUGAGGAGGAUAGGGCCCGUGGCUUAUGAGAUUGCAUUGCCACCCCAGUUGGCUAAUCUACACCCAGUCUUUCAUGUUUCACAACUACGGAAGUAUGUUUUUGAUCCAUCGCAUAUCUUGGAGGCUGAAGAUGUGGAAGUCAGGGAGAAUCUCCAGGUAGUGGUACAGCCCGUGGCUAUAGAGGAUCGUCAAGUUAAGGAGCAGAAGGGAAGAGCCACGAGUCUUGUGAAGGUCAUCUGGGACCGGAGGACAGGUGACGCAACUUGGGAGCUAGAGGAGGAGAUGAGGAGUUCAUACCCACAUCUGUUCUGUGUGAGUUUGUUGGAUGAAAUGGAGUUGCAUGUGUGUUUGGGAGCGGAUCUGGGUGGUUUCCGCCACUGCAUGUGGGUGGACAGUGCUUACCCUUGCAUUUCUGUUUAUGUCCUGUUAUGUUUUCCCUCUUGCGAUGAUCACCUUCUGGUGGGAGCAGAUGAGAGGGAGAUAAGUUUCCAGUCUAACCCAGUUUCUAAUGGUGCUUUCUGUGUGUCCAGUGAUAUGGCACCCCCUCGUGUAGCUCCUCCUCAACCUUCUCAGGGUGACGGACAAGACCUAGCUAGGGCGAUCGAGGCUAUGGCUGCAGCCUUGACGAGGGUGGUCCAAGUGGCGAAACUUUACAAGUUUCGCCCAAGCGACUCCCUCUCGCCUAGGCGAGAGUUGCAGGAGUUCAUUCAGGGUUUAGGCUCGAGCAUUUCGCUCAGGCGACCAAGGUUUGGGUUGAGCAAAACAAAGUCUCGCUCAGGCGAGAGUGGCUCGCCUAAGCGAGGACGCGAAGAGUGUUGUGUGUGGUUAAGCGCGAAUCCUCGUCCAGGCGAGGAGAUUUGGGUGUUUGAGCGAAUGGGGUCUCGCUCAGGCGAGAUGGGCUCGCCUAAGCGAGACAAGGUGGUGCAGUCACUGUUUCAUGCUCGCUCAGGCGAGGUGGACUAG
Vigna unguiculata (cowpea) is the source of this 4605-nucleotide messenger RNA. Lineage: Eukaryota; Viridiplantae; Streptophyta; Magnoliopsida; Fabales; Fabaceae. The record is from RefSeq and is a predicted model, not a curated record.